AUGAACAUCAAGAAUAUUCUUGAUUUGCCGGAUGAAAUCAAUAUCCUGAUAGUGAAACUGUUAGACAUUGAAUCCCAGAAGAAUGUUUAUUAUACAUGCACAUAUUUCAAACAUUUAAUAAGCAUGUAUGGAGUAGUAACCAGUUGCAAAUUAUGUAUGAAUAUUAUGGCCACAGCUAAAUCACUAAAACUGGAGUUUUUUAAGGACAUUGGCAUCCACUUACGAGAACUCAACUUAUCAGCUAUGAGUGAUUUAAAUAAAACUUCACUAGUACCUGCCAUUAAGAAAUUGAAGAAAUUGCAUGUUCUAGAUGUUUCUUAUACUAAAAUAAAUAUUAUAGAUUUGCUUGAUGUACACCAGGCUUGCCCAACUAUAAAAGAUGUUUCUAUCAACUUUGCAUUCGACAAAUGUGUUCAGAUAACAGUUCCUCAAAGUAUUAUAGAAAAAUGUCAAAAUAUGUUUAAAAAUUAUGAGAGGGUUCAUUUUGUAGGUAUAUUGACUAAUCUAUUUUGUUCGAAACUGCCCUUAAGACUGCUAGAAAAAGCCAAAUUAAAUGAGUUACAGUACACUAUAACAGAUUGUGCAUUUUUAAGAUCUGUUUAUGAUAAUGAUAUAGAUAUGGAAGAAAUGAUACAAUUUAGGCUACUGAAAGUAUUUUUACUCAACUGGCACAAAGAAAACCAGUACUAUGGACGCCUAAACGAAUCUGCUGUUCUUUCAAUGUUAGACUUAAGCAAAUAUGAGCUCAUCAUGGUUUCCAGAUGCACUAUGGAUGUGUUGCAAGUUCUAGUUUCUCCUAGGUUUAAGGACUUCUUUCUUAAACAAUUUGGUGUACAAGCAGAAAUAUUCACAACAUGGACUAACCAGGAACUUGGAGGCAAUGUUGCUUUCAUGAUUUGGAAUACAGCAACAACUGUGUUUGAUAGUUCAUUUUAUGAUCGGUUAUUGAAACAGUUAAAACAGUUCUUUCCAUAUCAUUUAAAAUCAGCUUCUGGUGAUACUCAAAUACCAGCCAAUACUGAUUCGAUUUACACAAGACCAAAUCAAAAUGACUUUGCGAGAUCAGUGAGAAAUAUUGAGCCUGAUUUUAAGAGAAGAAGAGUAGCUCCACAAGGCAUCAUUCUCGACUAUGACAAUGUUUGUAAAGACAUGAAAAAUAUUAAAUUAACUAUUUUGUUUGAAAAUACGAUUAGAUGUCUAGUGACACUAUCAUGUAGUAGUAACUAUUUAAAAAAGAUAACUCAUUUAAACUUGACUGGUCAUGUGGUUUAUAGCUCUGAUUUUUUCAAGAUAUUAUUUACAAAUUGUCAUAAUCUUGUUGCCAUCAGUUGCACAUCAUCACCAAAUGCUACCCAAGCAUUAGGACGAUACAUUUGGCUGUGUAAAUAUAUUAAACAUUUGCGUUUAGUUGCAACAACAAUUGAUUUUAAAUCAUUGUUUGUUUCCUUAAGUCGGUGCAAAUACAUAGAGAAUGUACAUUUGUACAAUAUGACAUCCAGUGGUGAUAUAGCUGAACCAAAGGAUAUGUUUGAAAGAUGUUGUUGUAUGUAUAAUUUGUCAAUAUGUAUGCCUAUGUCUGAUACUUUAAGAGCGAAAAAAUUGCAGACACUUAAUAAAAUUAAAUCUAUGUACUCGAGAGAUCAUUUAAAUAUAGAAUUGUGUGUUGCACCUGAUCUCAAGGCUUAUGGAUAUGAUCCUUUCGUCGAUGUUUUCGAUUUGAAUCCAAUAAAAGUAGUUUAAU
Messenger RNA from Cydia fagiglandana, 1741 nucleotides. RefSeq lists its product as uncharacterized. Bases 1 to 1740 code for a protein of 579 amino acids. Gene Ontology annotation, molecular function: protein binding. NCBI's taxonomy places the organism in Eukaryota, Metazoa, Arthropoda, Insecta, Lepidoptera, Tortricidae. The transcript has a single exon. The record is from RefSeq and is a predicted model, not a curated record.